Molecule: messenger RNA, 2079 nt
Organism: Geodia barretti
Lineage: Eukaryota; Metazoa; Porifera; Demospongiae; Tetractinellida; Geodiidae
Source: the annotation of a GenBank genome assembly
AUGGAAUCAAUCAUAGUAGCCCUGGCUGCGGGAGUUAUCGCCCUCGUGUUUGCAGCCCUCAUAGCGUGGCGAGUCAUUCGCGCCGAUCAGGGCAAUGCGACCAUGAUCGAGAUCGGCGAUGCCAUUCGAACUGGAGCGUCCGCAUUUUUGCGUCGCGAGUACCUGUCGUUGGUGCCAUUCGUAGUCGUAGUAGCAAUCGUGCUUGGUGUAAUGGAUUACACUGUCUUCGAGCACGAUUUGGGAGUGCCUGCUACCGCCAUAUCAUACCUGGUGGGCGCAAUAUGCUCGGGAUUGGCGGGCUUCAUCGGGAUGAGCGUAGCGGUGAGGGCUAACAUUCGCACUGCCGCAGCCGCCAUGAUCGGUCUCAAUCCCGCUCUGCGCGUCGCUUUCUCCAGCGGGACGGUAAUGGGUGUAACCGUGGUGGGCAUCGGCCUGUUGGGCGUCACCAUCCUGUUCCUCAUAUUUCAGGACAUCAGCGCGGUGGCCGGUUUCGGUUUCGGGGCCAGCUCCAUCGCUCUGUUCGCCCGCGUGGGUGGCGGAAUCUUCACCAAAGCCGCUGACGUUGGAUCCGACCUGGUCGGCAAGGUGGAAGCCGGCAUACCCGAAGACGACCCGCGCAACCCCGGCGUGAUCGCCGACAACGUGGGUGACAACGUGGGUGACGUUGCCGGCAUGGGCGCCGACCUUUUCGAGUCCUACGUUGGCAGCAUCAUAUCGGCCGUCGCCCUGUCGGCCAGCGCCGUGGCUCUGGCGGCCGGAGCCGGCGUAUUCCAUUCCCAGGCGGUGUUUCCGAUGCUGCUGGCCGGCGCCGGUAUCAUUGCUGCCAUCCUGGGAACAUUCGUCGUGCGCAGCGGUGAACAGGCAAAUUUUGAAAAGUUGUUGUGGGCGUUGCGGUACGGCAUCUUUGCGGCCGGCGGAUUGCUGAUCAUCUUCGCCGCCAUCCUGACCUUUUUCAUGACUGACAACUGGUACUGGUUCGGUUGCGUGGUGGCCGGUCUAGUCGCUGGCACCAUCAUUGGCCUGGCUACCGAAUACUACACGUCAUACAGCUACGGUCCUACCAGAAGGGUCUCUGCAGCGUCUGAGACUGGCGCCGCCACAGUCAUCAUCAGCGGCAUCGCAACCGGCAUGAUGAGUACCCUGAUACCGGUGAUCUGCGUGUCAGUCGCCAUCCUGCUGGCCUACUGGUUCGCCGGAUUCUACGGCGUUGCACUGGCAGGCGUGGGUCUGCUAUCGACGCUGGGCAUCACCCUGGCGACCGACGCGUACGGGCCGGUGGCUGACAACGCCGGCGGUAUCGCUGAGCAGGCCAAUCUCGAUCCCCAGGUUAGGGAACGCACCGACGCGCUGGAUGCGCUGGGCAACACCACUGCGGCCACCGGCAAAGGAUUUGCCAUCGGCUCGGCUGCGCUCACCUCGCUGGCGUUGCUGGCCGCUUACUCGGUGAGCGCCGGAUUGAUCACACUGGACGAAAGCGGGAAGCUGGUUGCCGGUGGGCCCGGCAUCAACCUGUUGCAACCGCAAAUUCUGGUGGGCCUGGUUAUCGGCGCGAUGCUGCCCUUCAUCUUCUCCGCCCUGACUAUGCAGGCAGUCGGCCGCGCGGCUCAGGGCAUCGUGGACGAGGUACGUCGUCAGUUCCGCGAGAUUCCUGGCCUGAUGGAAGGAACCGCCAAACCUGACUCGGCACGCUGUGUCGACAUCAGCACGCGCAGCGCUUUGCGGGAGAUGAUUAUCCCCGGCCUCAUGGCGGUCGUGGCCCCUAUUGCCACCGGAUUCAUUCUGGGGGAGGCCGCACUGGGCGGAUUGCUCAUCGGAUCAGUGGCAGCCGGAUUCAUGCUGGCCAUCAUGAUGGCCUCGGCCGGCGGCUCCUGGGACAACGCAAAGAAGUACGUCGAGCUGGGUAACUACGGCGGGAAGGGCUCCGAUGCCCACAAGGCGGCCGUAGAAGGCGAUGUGGUCGGCGAUCCGUUCAAGGACACCUCCGGCCCCAGCCUGAACAUCCUGCUCAAGUUGAUGGCCAUCGUUUCGCUGGUGUUCGCACCGGCUUUCGUUGCAGUGAACGACCUUAUCAGCCUGUAG